Molecule: messenger RNA, 660 nt
Organism: Opisthocomus hoazin
Lineage: Eukaryota; Metazoa; Chordata; Aves; Opisthocomiformes; Opisthocomidae
Source: RefSeq, a predicted model, not a curated record
AAGGCAGAGUCUGAUCUGGAUUAUAUUCAACACAGACUGGAGUUUGAAAUAAUGAAAAGCCUUCCUGAUAAUCCAGGAGCAGAGGAAAAUCCAGUUGCUCUCUUGGAAGAACUCUCAAUGGUGAAAUAUCGUUAUAAAACGUUAUGUAUGCAGCUGGAAAAAGUUUCCAUAGAGCAGAGAGAAUCCAUGAAGGGCAUCCGUGCUGCUCUAGAGAACACAAUGAAGAUCGUUCAGGCAUUGCAGCAACAUACUGACCUUGAGCGUUUACCUCUGUCAGAAGAAGAACAGACUGCAGCACAGCAGUUAACCUGCCAAACUGUUAAAGAAAUGGAAUCGCUAGUGGAAGAGCUAUUUUGUUCAGGAUCUACAGUCCCAGGCUCAAGUGAAGAAUUGCAAUUCAAAGCAUUGACUGAGAAAAUACUUAUGACUGUACCAAGGAGUAUCAGAAGUACUCUUAAACUAGCAGACUUGAACAAUUUGUACUGGGAGUUAUUUAACCACUUUAUUGUAAAUAAGAACAGGGAAGACUUAAAAGCAGCACUGAGUGUUUCGCAGAUGAACAAGAUAAACAUGAAAGCCACUGACUCAAGAGUACGAGUCUUGAAAGAACUUGAUAUUGUGGAACUCGACAAGCAAGGAAAUGUUAAAUCAGUUGUGUGA